Scheffersomyces amazonensis is the source of this 1677-nucleotide messenger RNA. RefSeq names its product Uga2p (gene UGA2). Gene Ontology annotation, biological process: GABA catabolic process. NCBI's taxonomy places the organism in Eukaryota, Fungi, Ascomycota, Pichiomycetes, Serinales, Debaryomycetaceae. The transcript has a single exon. Gene Ontology annotation, molecular function: succinate-semialdehyde dehydrogenase (NAD+) activity. The coding region runs from base 94 to 1638 and encodes 514 amino acids. The record is from RefSeq and is a predicted model, not a curated record. Gene Ontology annotation, cellular component: cytoplasm.
UCUUUUUUUUUUCACUACCCCAUACUUUGCGAACAGCAAUUGUAACUAAGGUCUUUAUAUAUAAAGUUAAAUAAUAUCGGUAAUUGAUAAAUAAUGUUAAGAAAGAUUUCUCGAAAUGGCUUAGUUAGAGCAUUAUCCACAAUGACUCUUACAUCUAAAGAAGUUUUACUGACUUUCAAUAAUAAAUCAUUAUUAAAAUCUAAAGCAUAUUAUAAUGGGAAAUGGAUAGAAAGUAGUGAUAAUCGAACAUUUAGAGUUAAUAAUCCAGCAUUAGCAGGUAGUGAUGGAGAAUUUAUUGCUGAUAUUACGUCAACAACAAGUACAGAUUUCAAUACUGCCAUUGAAUCUUCAUAUGUCGCAUUUCAACAAUUUAAAAAGACUUCACCUAGAUAUAGAUCUGAUUUACUUUAUAAACUUUAUCAAUUAAUGAUUGAAAAUCAACAAGAUUUAGCAAAAUUAAUAGUUCUUGAAAAUGGGAAAGCAUAUGCUGAUGCUUUAGGAGAAAUUAAAUAUGCUGCAUCAUUUUUUCAAUGGUUUUCUGAAGAAGCUCCAAGAAUUACUGGUGAUAUUAUUCAUUCGGUUGUACCGGGAAAUAGAAUUUUAGCUUUAAAACAACCUAUUGGGGUAUGUGGAAUAUUAACUCCUUGGAAUUUCCCUGCUGCUAUGAUUACUAGAAAAUUGGCAGCAGCAAUUGCUGCUGGUUGUACAGUAGUUGUAAAACCAGCUUCAGAAACUCCAUUAUCGGCAUUAGCCCUUGCUUAUUUAAUUGAUCAAGCAGGAUUUCCAGCUGAUGUUAUUAAUAUUUUACCAACUGAUAGAACAGAAGAAAUUGGGAAAUUAGUUUGUGAACAUCCAUUAAUUAAGAAAGUUUCAUUUACUGGUUCAACAAGAGUUGGUAAAAUAUUAAUGAGUCAAUCAGCUUCAACUCUUAAAAAAUUAAGUCUUGAAUUGGGUGGUAAUGCUCCAUUCAUUGUAUUUGGAGAUGCUGAUAUUGAUAAAGCAGUUGAAGGAGCUUAUGCUGCUAAAUUUAGAGCUAGUGGUCAAACAUGUAUUUGUGCUAAUAGAUUAUAUAUUCAUGAAUCAAUUUAUGAUGAAUUUGCUGAUAAAUUUACUAAAAAGGUUAAAGCUACAGUUAAAUUAGGUAAUGGUUUAGAUCCUACUGUAACGCAUGGUCCAUUAAUUCAUGAAAGAUCAUUGACUAAAGUAAUUGAACAUGUAGAAGAUGCAGUAUCUAAAGGUGCAACUAUUUUAGAAGGUGGAAAACAUCGUGAAGAUAUUGGAGAAUUUUUUCAUGAUUUAACUGUAUUAAGAGAUGUUGUACCAGGUAUGAAAAUAACUCAAGAAGAAACUUUUGGACCCGUUGCUGCCUUAAUUAAAUUUGGAUCAGAUGAAGAAUUACUUAAUCUUGCUAAUGAUACAGAAGUUGGAUUAGCUGGAUAUUUCUAUUCUCAAGAUAUUAAUAGAUUAUUUAAAAUAUCUGAAGAAUUAGAUGUUGGUAUGUUAGGAGUUAAUACUGGUAUGAUAUCUGAAGCUGCAUUACCAUUUGGUGGUAUUAAAGAAUCAGGAUUCGGUAGAGAAGGAUCUAAAUUUGGUAUUGAAGACUACAUGAUUAUUAAGAGUGUUGUAGUUGGGAAUUAAUUAAUUUUAAUUUUAAUAAUUCUCUAUAGAUAGUAUAGU